Molecule: messenger RNA, 1836 nt
Organism: Helobdella robusta
Lineage: Eukaryota; Metazoa; Annelida; Clitellata; Rhynchobdellida; Glossiphoniidae
Exons: 10
Coding region: 92-1543 (483 amino acids)
Biological process (GO): negative regulation of TORC1 signaling; cellular response to L-leucine; cellular response to leucine starvation
Cellular component (GO): nucleus
Molecular function (GO): L-leucine binding; oxidoreductase activity, acting on peroxide as acceptor
Source: RefSeq, a predicted model, not a curated record
CAAUUAUCAACCAUUAUAUCCUUUUGCGUCGCUGUUUGCCAUCUUGUCUACCUUCCAGUCAGUUGAAAUCAUCAUUCCAUCAUCGUACAUAAUGGAAGGAACGUGUUGGUGUUGCGAGGAAUGCAUUCGAUCAUGGAAGAGCAGCAGUGGUAGCAACAGUAGCGAGAUGGUUGCAAGCGCCAGUCCUUCGACCACUGCCACCGACGAGGUCUUCAAUCGGUUGCAAUGUUUCGACGACUAUUAUGAUGGAGUCCAGAUUCCAGGUCCCAUAAGCCACCUCGUCAAAAUACUUAACUACCAUCCAUCCUACCUUGAAUGUUUUCUCACGGCGUACAACAACAUUGUCUGUGAAGAAGGGCCGUUAACGCUGGAGUACCGCACUUACAUAGGCAUCAUGGCAGUGAGUCGCCACCAGUGUACGUACCUGGUCAACAACCUGACCACGGAGUUUGGGGCCGUGUCCGAGAACGAGAAGUGGUUGAUGGGGCUGCAGAACGUUCCUCAGAAGUUGAGAGACCUCGACGAGAUCAACAAACUGCUCGCCCACCGACCCUGGCUAGUCAAUCAACAACACAUCAAGAAACUGAACAAAAACAAUUGUGGCCAGCAAUGGUCCAUCUCAGAACUUACUCACGCUGUGGUGCUUCUCGUUUAUUAUCAUUCUCUCGUCAGUCUCGUCAAGUCCUGUGGCAUAGGGCUCGGGUUCAACUCCACCAACGCCUGCAACGAUGUCGGCAGUCACAAAGGCAGCAGCAGUGCAAGCUCAAGCAGUCGCCACAACAGCACUAGUGGUAGGAAGAAGCAUGGAAGUGGAAGUGGUAGCAAUGGAAGUUCCAUGAUGAGGAGACUUUCGCAGGAUGGUGAAGUUGAGCGUCUGUUGGAACGCAUGAAGCUCAUCCAGAUGGACACAGCUGACGUCACGCCGCAGGAACGACUCAAGAGGUUCAACACUGUUGAGAGGCAGAUUGUCGAUCUGUUGGGGGCAAACGCCAUUCGAACGAUGCAAGAGAAUCGUUGCCUAGUUUACACGCUGGACCCCUCUUUUGCCUACGAAGACUUCGCUACUCAGAUGACCUUGAACCCUGACCUCUACCACUUUCCAGUGCCGGAUUAUUCUUGGCACGAGCAUGGUUGCCCUUUGACGUGCGUGUAUUACGGCGAGGCGGCGGGUCAUGCUCUCGAUAGAAAGUUCAAUGUCGCCAAGGAAAUGACGUACAACACCGUAGGCAGGCACCACGACAUCGACACGACGACGUUCAGGCGGGCGGUGUGGCACUACACGCAGUGCAUGUUCGGUCUGAUGCACGACAACUACAACUACGAGGAGAUCAACAGCCUGCUGGACACCAACCUCAGGACCUACAUCAAGGCCGUCACCUGCUUCCCUGAGACGGUCGACAGGAGCAUGUACGACGGGUGCAUGAAGGAGUUCAUGCCCUCCGAAAAGGUCCAUGUGAACAUAAUGAUCCACGAGGCAAGGCUCCAGUCAGAGCUUCUCUACGGAUUGCGAGCCAUCUCCAGAUACAUGUCGUCACGUGAUUAAAUGACGUAGGCGUCGGGACGGUGAUGAUGAUGAUGAGGAUGGUGAUGAUGGUGGUUAUGAUUUAUCAUUUUGUGUCAAUAACAAGUGCAACUUCAUGCAUGUCAUAUCGUGUUCUCCUGUCAAUAUAUAUAUAUUGAUGACGAUGAUGAUGCUUACUUGAGAAUAAUUAUAAAGAUGAUGAUUGAUGAAGAUGAUCAUGGCAUACUAUCUUCCAUUCAUCAUCUUCAUCACCACCUCCAUCAUUACAACCAGCCAUCAUCGUCAUUAGAGGCUCGUAGAGUUUAUACAUACAU